UGAUCGUGUUCCGUCAUGACGGAGGAAAACCGCAAGGAGGUCCGCGUCUGGUGCGAUGGGUGCUAUGACAUGGUGCAUUUUGGACACGCAAAUUCCUUGAGGCAGGCGAAAGCUUUAGGCGAUUAUCUGGUGGUAGGUGUUCACAAUGAUGAAGAAAUUACAAAACACAAAGGCCCUCCCGUCUUCACUGAGCAAGAAAGGUAUAAAAUGGUGCGCGGUAUUAAAUGGGUAGACGAAGUAGUCGAAGCUGCGCCCUACGUCACUACAUUAGAAACAUUAGAUAAAUAUAACUGUGAUUUUUGUGUUCACGGCGAUGAUAUCACAAUGACGGCUGAUGGCGUGGACACGUACCAUUUAGUCAAGGCAGCCGGCCGCUACAGAGAAGUCCAACGUACAGCCGGUGUCUCAACGACCGAUCUUGUAGGACGUAUGCUGCUGAUGACACGACAGCAUUUUCGACAGGGUGACAACGAAUACAGCGUCGAUAGAGAACCGAGCAAGAGCAUGGGUCAGGAUCGAAACGCUCGGAGUCCGUGGACUGGUUGUUCGCAAUUCUUGCCGACCACACAGAAAAUUAUACAAUUUAGUGAUGGUAAAAGUCCGCAGCCGGGCGAUAAGAUUGUGUACGUGGCAGGCGCGUUUGACCUCUUCCAUGUGGGGCACUUGGAUUUCUUGGAAGUCGCUAAGAAAGAAGGAGACUACCUCAUUGUCGGUCUGCAUACCGAUCCCGCCGUUAAUCGAUACAAAUGCGGCAAUCAUCCUAUUAUGAAUCUUCACGAACGAGUUCUCAGUGUGUUAGCGUGCAAGUAUGUUAAUGAAGUUGUUAUUGGUGCGCCGUAUGCAGUGACAAGAGACUUGAUGGAACAUUUCAAUGUUUCUAUCGUGUGUCACGGACAAACGCGCAUAAUGCCUUGCGAGGAUGGAUCGGAUCCAUACGCGGAACCUAAAAAGCAAAAUAAAUUUAAAUUGUUAGAUAGCGGUAACGAUAUGACAACGGAAAAAAUUGUUGAAAGGAUCAUUCUUCACAGGUUGGAAUUCGAGGAUAGAAAUUUAAGGAAGGAGAAAAAAGAGCUUGCCGCUUAUGAAGCCUCCAUCAAGUCAAAGAACAAUGACAAGAUUGAAUAAUUGUUUAUUUUGUUUCCUUUCUGCGAACAUUCGCAGUGUGUAUGUGUGAUGAUUAGAUUUUAUAAAGUCAAUGUGUAAAUACGAUAUCACACCGACACUCAAUUUAUCAUUUCGAAAUGCCUUACAUAGUUAAAAUAAAUAAUCAAUCAUAUAUAUAUGCUAGAAAUAGCAGUUAGCGAUGUGGUAAUCCACGUUAGUUUUACUUUGUUGCAAUACGUUAUAUAAAAAAUAAUAUACAACGACGAUGAUUAUGGAAUCAGGUGAAACAUUAUAUGUGCAAGGUGUGUCAGGACUAUCAUUCGUUCUAUGGUCAUAGUUUGUUUUUAUC
This is a messenger RNA of Trachymyrmex septentrionalis, 1453 nucleotides long. It is a transcript of the gene Pect, whose product is annotated as ethanolamine-phosphate cytidylyltransferase. Gene Ontology annotation, cellular component: cytoplasm. Bases 16 to 1125 code for a protein of 369 amino acids. The record is from RefSeq and is a predicted model, not a curated record. Gene Ontology annotation, molecular function: ethanolamine-phosphate cytidylyltransferase activity. Gene Ontology annotation, biological process: phosphatidylethanolamine biosynthetic process. Lineage: Eukaryota; Metazoa; Arthropoda; Insecta; Hymenoptera; Formicidae. The transcript is spliced from 6 exons.